AUGUCAGAUGAUAAUGGUUCGAAACGAACCCGAGCCUCGGGUGAGGUGUUAGACUAUCUUUUGGAAGCAUUCAAGCAGAACCAUAAUCCUUCACCGGAACAGCGGCGAGAAAUCAGUGAAAAGACUAAUAUGAGUGAAAAGGCAGUUAGAAUAUGGUUUCAAAAUCGACGGGCCAAACUUCGAAAGUUUGAGCGGAUGGGUAAAAAAUCCGAUUCUGGAAGCACUGGCGAUGCAAGUCCAUAUUCUGCCAGUCUGUCGGCUCGUUUUGAAAUGAGCUCUCCGCCGUCGCCGAUUGAUAUCAGUGAGAAGUACUGCUUCAUCGACUGUUCAUCCCUUUCGGUAGCUUCGUGGCAGCGAGUAAGAACUGGUAAUCACCAUUUCCAUGCAUUGAAAAAUACCCUUGUGAAUCUUUCUCCAUUUACUCUCAAUGGUGCCAUGUCCAGCGCCGACUUGUUGGUGAUACUAUCGAAGAAAAACUCGGAGAUCAAUUACUUUUUCAGCGCCAUGGCCAACGACUCGAAAAUUUUGUUUCGAAUAUUCUACCCAAUCUCGAGCAUUGUGACGUGCUCAUUACUAGACAAUAACAUAAACAAGGGAAGCAACGAAUUACGUCUUAGCCUUUCGGCUCCCCCCAAAUUUUCCGUCUUCUUUUUCAAUAACGUCAAUUCAGAAGCCAACCAAUGGUCAAUCUGUGAUGACUUCAGCGAAGACCAACAGGUUAGCACUGCGUACUGCAAUGAUGGUGGCACUUCCAUACCCCAUGUUCUUGUGGGUGUGAAGAGCACAUUACAGUUUUUGCACGCUUACAUCUUGGAGCUCAAUCAAUUACCGCACCACCCACCUAGAUACCAUACAGACUUGCAUCUCGUCGAUAUUCAAGACGAUAACCAUGAAAGCGGAAACUUUCAAAUCAACACCGAGUCACUAGAUGUGUGGCAGGAUAAGUCACCAUUAGGGGUGGAUUCACGAACAUCGCCUGCCUCAGGGACCAGUGUUCGUAGCCACGAUAUGGCAGAAGUAGCUCCAUUAGUAGCAAGUGGACCAGAAUACGAGAACUACAACAUGGAGUAUAGAGACCAAAACCAUUUAUUUGACGAGGAGCUGGACCUUCAUCCGUCCAAUUCCAACAAUGAACUACUUGCAAGCCCAUCUGCAAGUCUUGAGAACUUACCCCACAAUCCAGGUUUGGAUUCUCACCAACCUGAAAAUUUUGCAUUCACCGUUGACAACGAAUACAUUCCGGAAGAAACUCCCCCUGAAGAUCAUAGCACUGGUGGUGUGGAUAGUUUCAUAGACUACAACGCAAAGUAG
Molecule: messenger RNA, 1311 nt
Organism: Meyerozyma guilliermondii ATCC 6260
Lineage: Eukaryota; Fungi; Ascomycota; Pichiomycetes; Serinales; Debaryomycetaceae
Gene: GRF10
Product: Grf10p
Exons: 1
Coding region: 1-1311 (436 amino acids)
Biological process (GO): cell differentiation; regulation of transcription by RNA polymerase II
Molecular function (GO): DNA-binding transcription factor activity, RNA polymerase II-specific; RNA polymerase II cis-regulatory region sequence-specific DNA binding
Source: RefSeq, a predicted model, not a curated record